Molecule: messenger RNA, 793 nt
Organism: Chanos chanos (milkfish)
Lineage: Eukaryota; Metazoa; Chordata; Actinopteri; Gonorynchiformes; Chanidae
Product: protein DEPP
Exons: 2
Coding region: 86-559 (157 amino acids)
Biological process (GO): regulation of autophagy
Cellular component (GO): mitochondrion
Source: RefSeq, a predicted model, not a curated record
CACAGCGGCUCCUCGUCUAAAGGGAUAACAAACAGCAUUCGGUGCCAUUACGACUGCUACGCGUCAACUGUUUCAAGCCACACAAAUGACCAUUCAGCAAAGUUUAAAAACUGUCUCCAGUAUGAGACCUAGAAGAUUACUCCUGUUCGUGGCUCCUUUGCCCACGAUAACAGAGACGCACGAGGAUACACCUCAGCUUGGAUGUUCCACACACCCCUCUCAGUCUCUGGAGGAAUACAUCAACUCCAUCAAGGAGCUAGCGCAGCCGUGCUGCCGCCCCGUCAGGGUGACAAGGACUCAGAGGCCUCGCCUCCUCUCCAAAGCCCUGGCCAAACAUUCCACCUCCUCCUCCUCCUCCACACCACGGUCCUCCUCCAGACUCUUCAGACCCCGCACGGCCUCUCUGAGCUCGAACGACGCCACGCUAAACUUCAGCGGCCAGAGGGACUACGGUACUAAAGAUCCAGUGGACUGGCUGUUUGCGCAGACCCAAAUGCUGACACGCUGCGAGGAUUUGUGUAACUCGGAGAGCGUGCCAGCGUCUUUGAGACUGAUCUAACGGGAACAGACAUGGACACGGACACAGACACCUUGAUAAAGGCCAAAUGAGGUUUACCUGGUGAUUUGUCCAGAUGGGAGUAAUUAUAUGCCAGGAGGAAGAAGAGGAGAAGCAGGAACUCAAACACUUAAUUUAUUAAUCCAUGGACACUGGUCCCAGUCUGCAAAUCUCAUGUUUACACUUUGAAGAAAUUUUGUGUAUGAUGUGUGAUUUUUUAUUUUUAUUGUUCUCUGA